Molecule: messenger RNA, 636 nt
Organism: Aaosphaeria arxii CBS 175.79
Lineage: Eukaryota; Fungi; Ascomycota; Dothideomycetes; Pleosporales
Exons: 2
Coding region: 1-636 (211 amino acids)
Source: RefSeq, a predicted model, not a curated record
AUGUGUGUAACAGCCCUCCUCAUCGGUGACAUGACUAUUGUGAAUAUCCAGUAUGACGUCUACCCUCCAACCCCUUCAAAAAAUCUAAAAAAACAAUCCAGCACAUCUCCACUACCCUCACCGGAAAUCCUCCUGGGGCGACGCAAAAUCGCGUGUUUUGAUAUCUGUCGAAGAAAAGCCAAGGAUCGUCGUAUAAAGAAGGAAAAGAACCUCACAACAGAACCACGACGUUUGAUCGACUUCUGUGGGCCGCUGAGCUAUAAGAGUAUGGCGAUGACUCCGUCAAGGUAUGACAACACUUCGAAUGCACUGGUUGGUCUGUGUAGUCAGCUUACGAUCGUCGAUAGCUCCGUGCUGCCUCUACUGAGAACGUGCGAGGCGCCUCAUGACUGGCCGCCCAGCAAGGGAAAGAAAGUUGGACAAGUGAUGCCCGCGCUGGCAAUCGUGCUGGUGAUUAUCAUGGCUGUGGUUGUGUUAGCGAUCGUGGCGACUUUGCUGGUGGAGCGGGGGGAGAGGAGGAGGUUGGCGGGGGGUAGGAGGGCAGUUGGAAGGUGGCGGUUUGGUGAUUGGGUGAAGGGUGAUGUUACGUGGAGUAUGGGCGCAUUUUUGGCUGGUCGUAGGGGUGAUCAUAGAUAA